AAAUGUUUAUGUGAUAUACAAGUUGAGUCAUUUAUUUUAACAGUAAAUAGAUCUGAUCAAAAGAAAUGUUUUUUCCUUUAGCAUUUUUCUGGUAAAAUUAAAGUAACAAAUAUAUAAGAUAAAGAAUGCACACGUCGUAUGGUAAAAAAAUAACAGACUUUAUUGCAGGAACGAAGAGUGGUUACAAGAAAAAUAACAGAGCUGUAUCGAAAAAAAAGAAGUAAAAAGCAAAUAUUUCUUAAUGGG
Acanthoscelides obtectus is the source of this 246-nucleotide messenger RNA. The record is from the annotation of a GenBank genome assembly. NCBI's taxonomy places the organism in Eukaryota, Metazoa, Arthropoda, Insecta, Coleoptera, Chrysomelidae.